GUCGUGGGGGGAGAGAGAAGGAGAAGCAGAAGAGAGAUAAACUGUAAAAGGGACGACGAGGAGGAGGAAGAAAAGGACUGCUAGGUGAAUUGUGAUUGGUACAGGUACGUGCGGUGCAUGUACGUGAAUAUAUAUAAAGGAGGAGGCGACCAUGGAUUCAGCGUCUUCGUCAUUGUCACCACCAUCCUCGCCACAUUCAAAGAAACAGAUGGAUCACGUUCACGGUCUGCUCAGGAUCAGGGUGAUCAGAGGCGUGGAUUUGGCCGUCAGGGACGUCAAAUCUAGUGAUCCUUAUGUUGUUGUCCGGAUGGGCAAGCAGAAACUGAAGACUCGUGUCAUAAAGCAGAAUGUCAAUCCAGAAUGGAAUGAAAAUUUGACGCUUUCAAUUUCUGAUCCCAUUUUGCCGGUCAAGAUUGAAGUAUUUGACAAGGAUACAUUCACUCCAGACGAUUCUAUGGGAUUUGCUGAAUUUGACAUCCACCCUUUUAUGGACGCAGUAAAAAUGCAUGACAAUGGUGUUCCAAGCAAACAAAUCUAUAAUAUAGUGACACCAAAUAGGCAAAAUUCAUUGGCUGAGGAAAGCUGCAUAAAAUGUGUAGAAGGGAAGAUUGUCCAAGAUCUGUGCCUCAGGCUGAAAAAUGUCGAGUGCGGAGAAGUUGAGUUGCAAUUAGAGUGGAUCCCAAUCAAGAAGUCCAAGCAAUAAGAGAUGCUAUUGUGUUGUUACUAGAUGUUUUUGAUUCCUGAGCAUAAACUUUCAUCAUAUGAAAGGAACUGCUUGUGAACCUGUUAUGCCCCAAAUACUCCACAUGUUUUUGGAGACUAUGAUUGUAAAUUGAUGCAACAUCUGCUUAGAGUUAUAGAAUACUUAUAACUGUUGUAUGGAAUAAAGGAAUGUGUUUAUGCCAA
This is a messenger RNA of Nymphaea colorata (pocket water lily), 906 nucleotides long. Its product is annotated as GTPase activating protein 1-like. The transcript is spliced from 3 exons. The coding region runs from base 152 to 703 and encodes 183 amino acids. Lineage: Eukaryota; Viridiplantae; Streptophyta; Magnoliopsida; Nymphaeales; Nymphaeaceae. The record is from RefSeq and is a predicted model, not a curated record.